Molecule: messenger RNA, 1161 nt
Organism: Aspergillus heteromorphus CBS 117.55
Lineage: Eukaryota; Fungi; Ascomycota; Eurotiomycetes; Eurotiales; Aspergillaceae
Product: porphobilinogen deaminase
Exons: 2
Coding region: 178-1161 (327 amino acids)
Biological process (GO): heme biosynthetic process
Cellular component (GO): cytoplasm
Molecular function (GO): hydroxymethylbilane synthase activity
Source: RefSeq, a predicted model, not a curated record
GGAUCGCCUCCGAGUCAAUCGGAGUACGGAGCAGAUACUACCUAUUUAGUAGCUAACACUCCGAGCAGACCGACGGACCCAGCAUGCGUUUCUCCAAUUCAUAACCCCCCUCUCCCUCAUUCCUCCCUCUCAACCACACUCCACACUCCACCACGCCCACAGCAUCCAUCAACAACAAUGACAUCGUCCCAACCCCCCGUCCGCAUCGGCACCCGCCGCUCCAACCUGGCCGUCGUCCAGGCCGAGGGAAUCCGCGCCAGCCUGCAGAAGCUCGCGCCAACACGGAGCUUCGAGAUCGAGACGCUACACACCCUCGGUGAUAAGGACAAGUCGACGGCGCUGUACAGCUUCGGCGCGAAGAGUCUCUGGACUGCUGAAUUAGAGGAGAAGCUCAACUCGGGCGAAUUGGACGUUAUCGUGCACUGUCUGAAGGACAUGCCCACAACUCUCCCCUCAACCUGCGCGCUUGCCGCCAUCCCCCUCCGCGACGACCCGCGCGACGCCCUAAUCGUCAAAUCCGGCCUGCCCUACACCAGUCUCGCGACUCUUCCUCAUGGGGCAGUCGUGGGGACGUCCUCCGUGCGCCGCUCCGCCCAGCUCCGUCGGCUAUACCCGCACCUCAAGUUCGCGAACCUCCGCGGGAACGUGGAGACGCGGCUCGCGAAGGUGGAUCACCCCGAGGGCGAGUACACGUGCAUGGUGAUGUCUGCGGCGGGGCUGGAGCGCAUUGGUCUGAAGGGACGGAUUACGCAGUACCUUGGUUCGAAGGAUGGGGGGAUUUUGCAUGCGGUGGGGCAGGGAGCGCUGGGGUUGGAGAUUCGGAAGGGGGAUACGGCGACGGAGCAGUUGUUGGAGGGGUUGGCGGAUGUGGGGUCGACUUUGGCGUGUUUAGCCGAGAGGGAGUUGAUGAGGACGUUGGAGGGCGGGUGCAGUGUGCCGAUUGGGGUGGAGACGGAGUGGGUGGAACAGGGGGUGUUGAGGGUGAGGGCUAUUGUGGUGAGUUUGGAUGGCGAGAGGGCGGUUGAGGAGACGGUCGAUGGGGAGGUUAGGGUGGUGGACGAGGCGGUUAGGCUGGGGAGAGAGGUCGCGGAGAAGUUGGUCAGGGGGGGCGCGGAUAGGAUUUUGGGGGAGAUUAAUGAGACGAGGCCGGCUAAGGAAUAG